Messenger RNA from Teleopsis dalmanni, 759 nucleotides. RefSeq lists its product as uncharacterized. The record is from RefSeq and is a predicted model, not a curated record. Lineage: Eukaryota; Metazoa; Arthropoda; Insecta; Diptera; Diopsidae. The transcript has 4 exons. The coding region runs from base 11 to 670 and encodes 219 amino acids.
UAUUUUUAUAAUGUUAAGUAGCGCAUCGCCUUCCCCAUUAAGCAAUACAUCAAAUAUUCAAAUAAAUAAUACAACACUAUCGCAAUUAUUUAUUAACCAAAGAUUAAUAGAAUCGUUUCUGCGCAAAAGUAUAUUGUUAAAAAUUAUUGAAGCAGCCGCUAGUCAAUAUACAAAAAAUUAUCAACAAACAAAAAGACCAGAAGACACACUGGCUGCUGUGAUAGUGCAGUUACCAUUUGCAUACAAAGAUUUCCUCGAUAGUCCUAAGGAACUGUUGAAUUUGACAAUUGAUGAGCCAAUACAAUUUAUGAACGCCGUCAAAUACUGUGUUUAUUCACUUAUACGCGACUUUGUUAAGCAAACAAGCAGCGAAACUGGACUUAAAUCCAUCGAUAUUGAGCAAGUGCAUGUGCAGCUUCGAUUUAUAGGUUUACCAUAUCAACAGCACUUAUGUUUUGAUCCUUCAAAAAAUUUAUAUCCUACCAAUUUAUGUUCAGUUCUUGGUAUAUUAACUGCUUUAACUGAACCAGAGAAGUGUGUUAUACAAACGGUUUGGUUUUGUUCAACAGGUUGUCUCAGAAAUAAAAUUAAAAAAAAUUCCACUGAAGUUUUUGUUUACCUUUGCAGCGCCACAGUGCAACAGUUGCUCUCGUUCUAUGAGCGAGUAUAGCAAGUUACGUUCUAUUCAAAACUAUCAUCUGCUGCGUUUGGUACCUACCGGUUUUGUUCAAACGCCCAUAAUCCUUGAUAAAGUUUUUC